UCGUAUUUCACAAACAAAAGAUUCUUAAUCCUAAUGAAAGAGCAAUCGAAACUAAAAAAACUAGAAAAAAACAUGCGCAGGGAAUAAAUACAAAAACUUUGACAGGAGUUUAUUUGCGAUCUUAAUGGGACAUGAUGCGGAAUGUCAACCUGGUUCUCUUUGUUGUGGCUUUCAACUUGUUUCUUUGUAGAUGCGCUUCAGAUAGAAUUUGUCGUUCAUCUGUUUACGUGUCGAAGUUUAAAGGAACAAGCCGGCCUUUAAAGUGCGGUUCUUCUGAACUACCUUGUAAAACACUAGCUAAUGGCUUCGCGCGGUUGUGCUGGAACGGUACUGUGUACAUCGAUGGCAAAGGAACGCGCCGAAACCCCUAUUCUUGCUCUGGCAAAUCUGAGAAACUCACAAUAUCGAAAUCCUUCUGGGCAGAGAGCUACAACGAGAAGACUGCUUUUAUAUCAUGCCAUGGUGGAAUAACUUUCCAAACUCUUGAUAACACGUACACAAACAUCACCAUGUCAGGACUGACGUUUAUAAGCACAACCAUUGUUAUAGAUGACACGACCGCUGUAUUCAAUAACUGCGUUUUCAUUGGAUCAUCGCCAGCCUUGGAUGUAAAGGUUUCUAAACUAUUUUCCAAAACGAUUUCAAUAUAUACACUUAAUGUCAGUAAUUCUAUUUUUAAAGAAAACUGGGGUUGCAUACAUAUGAACAGUCAAAAUGCCAAAUGCAAUACCGUAGUUUUGAAUAUUCACAAUGUUACGUUGCGAGAAAACGCCAUCUUGAAAUGUGGGUUAGUUGACAUACUAGGAUCAAAGACGCCAAGAUGUAAGUCUCUUUCUGUGAUGACGACAUGGGACAAUGUCAUAGUACAAAACAACAUGAAAGGAAGUCCAACUGAAUGCAAAAAAAGCAAGACCUAUCCUAUUCAUGACAGCAUCUUCACGGCUAAUGGACGCACAAUUCAACUCAAUUUCAUGCGAGUGAUUAGUAAAAAUAACUCUGAUUUAAGAUUUCUAGGAGUCAAUUCACGAAGAAGCAGUAUAAAUGUGUGCAACUCUAGUUACCAUGGACACCAUAUGACGGGAAAAGGAGGUGUCAUGUACAUAACCGCUCUACAAACAAAAACGUCUGCCAUCAAUGUUACUGUAAUCGAUUCAAACUUUUCUAAUAAUGUCGCUCCAAAAGGGGCUGCGAUUCAUGUCCAGCAGAAGACUGGUAAUAGUUUGAGCUUAAAACUAUCUGGUGUUAGCUUUGUGAAUUCGUUUGGCUACGAUAAGGGUUGUGUCAUUUCUCUCAAAGGUGACAAUAGUCUUCAGGCCACAAUAGAGAGAUCAAAACUGAUAAACUGCAGUUACCCUUGCAAAGGAACAAACUGUUCCAAAAAGAGGCACGUUGGAAUCUGUCUCUAUUCGAAAAUGGAUAUUUGUGUUGAAAUAAAGAAAUCUCUUUUUAUUAACAACGUUGAUGGGUCUACGGUUUUCAUUAAAAACAAGAUCUAUCCGACGGAAACGGAGAAAGGGAUUCUUCAUAUAUCUGUAAUUAACUCGACAUUUCAGAGAAACACUGCUGAUCAAUUAUCUCAAGGCGCAGCCCUUUCGGUAAACAACUCCUAUCAUGCGAUGAAAAAAGCCGUCGUGAACAUCAUUAACUCAAGUUUCAAUCUCAAUAAAGGUGGAAUGUUAUUAUCAAACGUUGAAACGAUCAAUAUCAAGAACACAACAUGCAAAAACAACAUGCACUUCUGCAUCAAAGCUGUGUUUGAUGCUGUCAACAGAAAGCGUGGGGUCUCUCUAAACACUUCAAUUUUUAUUGAAAACUCCAUUUUUACUAGAAAUGAAAUGCCAAUAUAUAUCUUCAACAAGUACCCUGAAGUCGUCAAUAUCCUAUUAAAAGAUCUUUUAUUCUACAAGAAUGAUUUUGACGAAGUCAUCGCAAUCACUCUUGAAUCAUCGACGAAAAGUGGAUUGCUUACUUCAGGCAGUAUUAAAUUAGAUGGCGUUUGUUUUAUUUCUAAUUCACUUAAGAAUUCUGGUGGAUAUCUUCUAGGAAUCCAUUCUUCUCAUAAAGGAAACAUUACUGUGAAGAUCAUUCGUUCUGUUUUCAAACACAAUUAUCAAAAACCUGGAAUAAGCCGUUCUAUUUUUAGUUUGUUGUACUUCUACUUGCCAGAAGAUCCUAAGAACAGUCAAGCUUGCACUCUGUUCCCUGUGUAUCAAUACAACAAUGUGAUUUUCUUUGAAGAUGUUACUUUUGAGAACAACACUGGCUCACUAUCAAUGGUGUACUUAUCUAGUGGAAAGACUCUCUUUAGGAGAUGUCGCUUUAGAAACAAUUUUUCCAGACAUCCCAUGAUAGGUGCCCACAUCUACGUGGAAGACCAAGGAACUGCAUCAUUGAGGAUUGAAAAUUCAUCGUUCCUUCAGUACCAUCGAAUACUCGAACGUACCACACACGAAGAAAGACUCAUGCAAUUUGUAUACGCAGGGGCAAAUGGCCCAUUAGAACUCAUCAAUUCAAGUUUUGAAUCUAACGCUUUAACGAGAAUUAAAAGCCCACUUUUUACAAUCCAGUAUGGUGGAUAUGUUUGGUUUGACAAGAACACCAAUUUGUUUUGCCCAUAUGGCAGUUCGAUGAUAUUCGAGAACUUGUCACGUGUUCUGCAACCUAACCUUACAAGGGAUCACUGCAAUUGUAAUAUCACACGUUUUAAGUUUACUUGUGCUAUGUGCUCAGAAGGCACGUAUAGUCUCCAAAGAGGUUCGUUCCAUGGUUCUUCCUUAAAGCAAACCCGCACAACUUGCCUCCCGUGUCCAUUUGGAGCCAACUGUACUUGGAAAAUCAAAACCACUGCUAACUUCUGGGGCUACUUGGUUUCACGUCGACGCAGUGAGCUUAACUUCACAAGAUGUCCUCACAAAUACUGCGAAGUACCCAAACAGUUGUCAUCGUAUAACGGUUGUUAUGGUAAUCGAACAGGUACCAUGUGUGGCGCAUGCCGGGAAGGUUUCACGGAAAGUAUGUUCAACCGGAAUUGCCGUGCGAUAAAAGAGUGUAAUGAUGGAUGGUUUUGGAUGGUCAUUGGACUCUAUUCAGCAAUUAUGGCAAUUUACUUCAUUUUUAGACCAAAGAUAAGCCAAAUUGUGAUUCAAAAGAUAUUCUGGUUUAAAAAAUCCCCAAUGGUUCCGCCAAACAGUAGGAUCGGCGGAAGUCACACCAGGCAAAAACAUGGAUGCGGAUUUUCUAAGAUUUUAUUUUAUUUUUAUCAAGUGGCGGAGCUUUUAAUGAUCAGGUCUCAUGAUGACAUCCUACAUAGAAGUCUAUUUCUUGCUCCUGUGAUAUCAUUUUUCAACUUUGAGAUUGAACAAAUCGACAACUCAUCGGGAUGCCCUUUUCCAGGACUGAAUGCUGUCACAAAAGAACUAUUUCGAUCUCUUCAGGUUUUCGCAGCGAUGGCGACCGUGUGCGUCAUCUAUCUAAUGUAUUGGUUGAUAAGUCUGCUGACAAGAAGAAUAAGACCUUAUUCUGCACCGUAUAUUGCUGCUAUUGUUGAGAUACUUCUAUUGGGAUAUGAAAGACUCGGACACACCUCUUUGGAACUCUUGAAUUGUACACCGUUGACCAUAGAUGACCGCGUUCAAUGGCGUCUGUUUGUGGAUGGUAACAUCACAUGUUGGGUGCAUUGGUGGCAGUACGCUUUAGUCGCCUACAACAUCAUCUUUGUUGUUCCAUUUCUUGUCGUACUGUGGAUAGGUACAUCUAAGCUAAGGCGUCAAGAGAUAAGUUCCUUGCAGUUCGUUGCAGCCUGUUUUGCUCCUCUCCCAUUCCUAAUGUACUGGUUGGUCAAACGCUGUUUUAAAAAGCGUAACCAAAGUUCAGUGGGGUUCGGAUAUGCAAACUACCGUGAUCAAGCAACAUCAGAAGCUUUACUGGAUGUCAUCGAAGGUCCGUUCCGACCACCAAACGGGGAUUCACAUGGUGCAUUGUACUGGGACAGCAUCUUAAUCGGCCGUCGGCUGGUAUUUCUAUGUCUCUUCUCAUUUGUGGACUCACCAUUGCUUCGUUUGUUCUUCAUGACCAUCAUGUGCAUUGUUAUACUCAUGCAUAAUGUCCAGGUCAUGCCUUAUAAGGAGAAAAUGGCAAACAUCCUGGCUUUGGUAUUGUUGUUUAUACAUGUUUUCAUAGCAAUAAAUAACUUAUGUCAAGCUGUUUUUGUCACGGAUGGAGUGCUUCCUAAGAAACCCACCAAGAAAAUGAUUGACGCUCUAAUGAUGAUGAACGUUGUUUUUCUCGCUGGUCCACCAGUUGGAUUUGCAAUACUAGUUGCAAUUGCUGUAAUCUCUCAAGUAAUGCAAGUGAUAUUCCUAUUGCUAACGGCAAUACGUGCAUGUAUUUGCCCGACCAAGUCAAGAAGAGAAGAACCACUAGAAUUUAUAGACGAAAGAGAAAGCCACCGAGAACCUUUGCUAGUUGUAGGAGACGAGGACUACUUGGUACAAAACAACUGAAUCAUAGAUAUUUCCUGAAAAAUCUUUGUAGUUGUAUAUUUUCUGCUUAUCUCUGGUUUACGAGCAUGUGUGAAUGCAAUGAUUGACUAUUAUAGUUCACUCGCCAUAGAGACUCCACAAAGGACUUUAACAAGCAAUUCAUUUUGUUCAAAAUCUAUAGUUAGAGAUUAUAAAUACUCGAAGAAAAACAAAAUCGAUAAUAUCUACAAGGAUAAUAGCUUUAGAUUAGUAUGGUUUUCCCGCACGGACUCCAAUAAUAGAAAAUUAUAUAAAAAAUGGAAUUCAAGUUUACUAACAAAUAAUAAAAUAAAGCAUUUGAGGAUUUCAUCGAGCACUAAAAAUCUUUGGCCGAAAUUUAUGGUACUCCACCAUUAUUAAUUUCAUUAUGACGUCACAGCAUGUUUAAUUAGAAAACGAUGCUCAAAAGCAGUGGAAAUUUGGACGCAUUAAUAUUGUCUUCUAAAGUAGAAAUUCAAUGAGUCGUAUUUUGAUUUAUAUAUAUCAUGUAUGAAUGAUUGCUCGUGUACUGAAUUUUGUUUAACGAACUAUGAUAACUGAUAAUAAAUAACUUUUUAAGUCUC
Molecule: messenger RNA, 5083 nt
Organism: Exaiptasia diaphana
Lineage: Eukaryota; Metazoa; Cnidaria; Anthozoa; Actiniaria; Aiptasiidae
Exons: 2
Coding region: 132-4502 (1456 amino acids)
Source: RefSeq, a predicted model, not a curated record